GUCAUUGAUGCCUUUUAACAGUGCAGAUCAGAAACUCCAAAGACUCAGAGACUCUGACGCCAACAUGCUCCCGUUCCUCUUCUUGUUAGGUCUGACUCUGGGUUCCGUGUCUCCUUCAGACGGCAAUCCCGUGAUGCUACUGCAAGGCAACUGUCCCAUGUUCUGGUACAGUUUCAACGGACGCUGCUACAAGUACGUCGCCACACGUUUGACCUGGGCUGAUGCUGAGCUCUACUGUGUGUCACAGGGAAGCAACCUGGUGUCCAUCCACAGUCUGGAAGAAGAUCAUUUCAUCAAAGCCCUGAUCACGAAUUUUGACCAUGCUCAGGGAUUUACCUGGAUUGGACUCAGCGACAUCCACAAAGAAGGUCGUUGGAUGUGGUCUGAUGGUUGCAUAGUGGACUUUGUCAAUUGGUAUACAGGAGAGCCAAAUAACAUGGCAGGACGUGAACACUGUGCUCACAACAACUAUGGAGAUUGGAAAUGGAAUGACCAUCAAUGUUCUUCUACUUUUCCCUCCGUUUGUGCAUCUCGUAAUACCUGUCCUUAGCAACCAAGAUGUGAUAUGAUUGAACCCUGGUCCCUGUUCACCUGAUGCUCUGUUGACAUGCAUUAGGCCUCCAGAAUAAAGACCCAGAUGUGGAUUUAUGUUUGUGCAGAACUCAUUUCAUUCUGAUGAAUGUGACAUUUACACAGGUAACUCCAAAUGAAAAGCUUCUGAUUUCUAAUCAUUAUUUAACCAGACAUUGACACAAGUCCUCCCAAAUCUAUAGUACAGUUUGUACAUGGAUACUCCGCCUUCCAUAAUUAUGAAAAAAUGGUUCAAAAAUUUGCUGUAAUACACUGUAUUAAGUGUGUGAAAAUAAACUGAAGAAACUAAAUUAAGACGCUCAAGCAAGAGAUUAAAGAUGCAACCAGGAUUGAAUUCAUAAUU
Molecule: messenger RNA, 934 nt
Organism: Etheostoma spectabile (orangethroat darter)
Lineage: Eukaryota; Metazoa; Chordata; Actinopteri; Perciformes; Percidae
Product: lactose-binding lectin l-2-like
Exons: 1
Coding region: 8-550 (180 amino acids)
Source: RefSeq, a predicted model, not a curated record